Chrysochloris asiatica (Cape golden mole) is the source of this 3651-nucleotide messenger RNA. It is a transcript of the gene DGKH, whose product is annotated as diacylglycerol kinase, eta. The record is from RefSeq and is a predicted model, not a curated record. The coding region runs from base 1 to 3651 and encodes 1216 amino acids. Gene Ontology annotation, biological process: diacylglycerol metabolic process; intracellular signal transduction; lipid phosphorylation. Gene Ontology annotation, molecular function: ATP-dependent diacylglycerol kinase activity; protein binding. The transcript is spliced from 30 exons. Lineage: Eukaryota; Metazoa; Chordata; Mammalia; Afrosoricida; Chrysochloridae.
AUGGCCGGGGCCGGAGGCCAGCACCCCCCUCCGGGCGCCGCGGGAGGAGCCGCCGCCGGGGCCUGCGCCGCGGUCACCUCCGCCGCUGCCUCGGUGGGGCCCGGAGAGGACUCGUCCGACAGCGAAGCGGAGCAGGAGGGACCACAGAAACUGAUCCGCAAAGUGUCCACCUCUGGCCAGAUCCGGACUAAGACCAGUAUUAAAGAGGGACAACUAUUGAAACAAACCAGCUCUUUCCAAAGGUGGAAAAAGCGAUACUUCAAACUUCGAGGCCGCACCCUUUAUUAUGCAAAGAACUCAAAGUCUCUGAUAUUUGAUGAAGUUGAUCUCUCAGAUGCCAGUGUAGCCGAAGCAAGCACAAAAAAUGCUAACAACAGCUUUACGAUAAUCACGCCCUUCAGACGGCUAAUGCUGUGUGCUGACAAUAGGAAAGAGAUGGAGGAUUGGAUCAGCUGCCUCAAGUCCGUACAGACCAGAGAACCUUAUGAGGUGGCCCAGUUUAAUGUGGAACAUUUCUCAGGGAUGCAUAACUGGUACGCCUGCUCCCAUGCCCGCCCCACCUUCUGUAAUGUGUGCAGAGAGAGUCUCUCUGGAGUCACCUCCCACGGCCUCUCCUGUGAAGUGUGUAAAUUCAAGGCUCACAAAAGGUGUGCAGUGAGAGCCACAAAUAACUGCAAAUGGACGACCCUGGCUUCCAUCGGGAAGGAUGUCAUAGAGGAUGAAGACGGCGUAGCCAUGCCUCACCAGUGGCUCGAGGGCAACUUGCCUGUGAGUGCCAAAUGUAUUCUCUGUGAUAAAACAUGCGGCAGUGUUCUCCGUCUACAAGACUGGAAGUGCCUGUGGUGUAAAGCAAUGGUACACACUGCCUGCAAAGAUUUAUACCAUCCGGUAUGCCCACUUGGCCAAUGUAAAGUAUCUGUUAUUCCUCCAAUUGCACUAAACAGUACUGAUUCUGAUGGUUUCUGUAGAGCCACCUUUUCAUUCUGUGUUAGUCCUCUACUGGUUUUUGUCAAUUCCAAGAGUGGAGAUAAUCAGGGAGUAAAGUUCCUUCGUCGAUUUAAACAGUUGCUAAACCCAGCUCAGGUGUUUGAUUUAAUGAAUGGAGGUCCUUAUUUAGGUUUAAGAUUAUUUCAGAAGUUUGACAACUUCCGGAUUCUUGUGUGUGGAGGAGAUGGAAGUGUAGGUUGGGUUUUGUCAGAAAUUGACAAGCUCAACUUAAUCAAACAGUGUAAAGUGGGAGUAUUGCCUUUGGGUACAGGAAACGACCUUGCUCGGGUCUUGGGCUGGGGAGGUUCAUAUGAUGAUGACACCCAACUUCCACAGAUCCUGGAGAAGCUGGAACGAGCCAGUACCAAAAUGCUGGACAGGUGGAGUAUAAUGACAUAUGAACUCAAAUUGCCAUCCAAAGUUCCUCUACUUCCGGGACCCUCAGGACAAUCUGAAGGGUUUUAUAUGACAGUUUAUGAAGACUCGGUUGCAACUCAUCUUAAAACCAUCCUCAGUACUGAUGAGCACUCCGUGGUCGUAUCUUCUGUGAACAUAUUAUGUGAAACUGUAAAAGACUUCGUUGCCAAAAUUGAGAAGGAAUAUGGAAAAACGUUGGAAAAUUCUGUUGAUGCUGAUACCAUGGCCAGUAAAUGUUCUGUCCUCAAUGAGAAACUUGAACAACUGCUCCAGGCUUUGCAAACAGAAGCCUUUCCCUUACCCCCAGGCGUGAGCCCUGUCAUUGUAGAAGAAGAUCCUGUAGAAUCGUCAAGUGAAGAAUCCUUGUGUGAAAACAAGGAGCAGCUCGCGGAAGACUCUACAUCCUCACAGAAAACCAUGAAACCCACAGAAAUCAUGUUGCGGGCAAACAGUUUAAAGAAAGCUGUGAGGCAAAUCAUUGAACAAGCCGAAAAAGCUACAGAUGAGCAGACUGUUCAUCCCUGUGAAGCAGUGAAUCCACCUCCUGAAUAUGAUUGCACAGAAGUAAUUGACUCUAAAGAAGAGGCUAAAGAUGAUGACGCAAAAGAAUCAUUGCCUGUUAAAACUGCACCUCGGUCUCCAGAUUGUCGGGCAAGCGUUAGCCCUUCCCAAACUGAUUCCUCCAGCUUUGGUUCAACUGUGGCAGCCAGCAAAGAAAGCCUUCCUGUGCUCAAUACCAGAAUCAUUUGUCCAGGUUUAAGAGCAGGACUAGCUGCCUCGAUUGCUGGGAGUUCUAUUAUCAACAAAAUGUUACUAGCAAAUAUUGAUCCUUUUGGUGCAACACCAUUUAUUGACCCAGAUCCAGAUUCAUUAGAUGGAUAUUCAGAAAAAUGUGUCAUGAACAAUUACUUUGGGAUUGGAUUAGAUGCCAAAAUUUCGUUAGAAUUUAAUAAUAAGCGAGAAGAGCACCCUGAAAAAUGCAGGAGCCGGACUAAAAACUUCAUGUGGUAUGGAGUCCUUGGAACCAGGGAGUUACUACAGAGAUCGUACAAGAAUUUAGAACAAAGGGUUCAACUUGAGUGUGAUGGACAAUAUAUUCCUCUUCCAAGUCUGCAAGGCAUAGCAGUGUUAAACAUCCCCAGCUAUGCUGGUGGCACUAAUUUCUGGGGUGGAACUAAAGAGGAUGAUAUAUUUGCAGCACCGUCAUUUGAUGACAAGAUCUUGGAAGUCGUUGCUGUCUUCGAUAGUGUGCAAAUGGCCGUUUCACGGGUCAUUAAGCUACAGCAUCACCGAAUAGCCCAGUGCCGUGCAGUAAAAAUCACUAUAUUUGGUGAUGAGGGACUUCCGGUCCAGGUGGACGGUGAAGCCUGGGUGCAACCUCCAGGGAUUAUCAAAAUUGUGCACAAAAAUCGGGCUCAGAUGCUAACAAGGGAUAGAGCUUUCGAAAGCACUCUGAAAUCUUGGGAGGAUAAGCAGAAAUACGAUUCUGGUAAAUCAGUUAUCCGGACCCAUUUGUACAUUCAUCACGCUGUUGACUUGGCAACAGAAGAGGCGUCGCAGAUGCAGCUGUGCUCCCAGGCAGCCGAGGAGCUCAUUACUAGGAUUUGUGAUGCUGCCACAAUCCACUGCCUUUUGGAGCAAGAACUAGCCCACGCUGUCAAUGCCUGCUCCCAUGCACUGAAUAAAGCCAACCCCAAGUACCCAGAGAGUCUUACCAGAGACAUUGCCGCGGAGAUAGCCGUGAACGUGAAGGCACUGUACAAUGAAACGGAAUCUUUACUAGUUGGCAGAGUUCCUUUGCAGUUGGAAUCGCCACAUGAAGAGCGAGUAUCCGAUGCCUUGCACUCCGUGGAAGUGGAACUACAAAAAUUGACAGAGAUUCCUUGGCUUUAUUACAUCUUCCAUCAAAAUGAGGAUGAGGAGCCUCCAAUGGAUUGCACCAAAAGAAACAACAAGAGCACAGUAUUCCGUAUAGUGCCAAAGUUUAAAAAGGAAAAGGUUCCAAAGCCGAAGACAAGUUCACAACCUGUUCAGAAAUGGGGCACAGAGGAAGUUGCUGCUUGGCUGGAUCUGCUCCAUUUGGGAGAGUACAAAGAGAUCUUCAUCCGCCAUGACAUCAGAGGGGCUGAACUUUUGCACCUGGAAAGGCAAGACCUGAAGGACCUAGGGAUACCGAAAGUGGGUCAUGUGAAGCGAAUUCUUCAGGGAAUUAAAGAGCUUGGGAGCGCUUCCCAGUCUGAGGUGUAA